Caenorhabditis remanei is the source of this 327-nucleotide messenger RNA. RefSeq lists its product as uncharacterized. Lineage: Eukaryota; Metazoa; Nematoda; Chromadorea; Rhabditida; Rhabditidae. Gene Ontology annotation, biological process: termination of RNA polymerase III transcription; DNA-templated transcription. Gene Ontology annotation, cellular component: RNA polymerase III complex. The record is from RefSeq and is a predicted model, not a curated record. Bases 1 to 327 code for a protein of 108 amino acids. The transcript is spliced from 2 exons. Gene Ontology annotation, molecular function: zinc ion binding; DNA-directed RNA polymerase activity; nucleic acid binding.
AUGUUGACAUUUUGUCCGGAAUGCGGAUGCGUAUUGCAAGUGGAAGCCGGCGAUCAGUGUAUGCGUUUCUCGUGUUCGGCGUGUCCGUACGUGUGUCCGAUCACCUCAACAAUCAGUUCGAGAAUCUAUCCGAAACUCAAAGAUAUCGAUGAUGUACUCGGUGGACCCGGCGCGUGGGAAAACGCUCAGAUUACUGAUGAACGAUGCCCGCUGUGCGCACACGAACGUGCCUAUUUCAUGCAACUCCAAACUCGAUCCGCCGACGAACCGAUGACCAUUUUCUAUCGAUGCGCCGACAAUUCGUGUGCCCACCGUUGGAAGGAAUAG